Messenger RNA from Zea mays, 1059 nucleotides. Its product is annotated as E3 ubiquitin-protein ligase ATL41. Lineage: Eukaryota; Viridiplantae; Streptophyta; Magnoliopsida; Poales; Poaceae. The transcript has a single exon. The record is from RefSeq and is marked validated. The coding region runs from base 175 to 807 and encodes 210 amino acids.
ACCUAUUAAUUUCUUGCCGCCGCGCGCUACCCGGCACGGCAAACUUGUGCAUCGCAGUCGGCACUCGGCAACCUGCGGCAAGCGACAAGCCCAUCAUACGGAGUCAGAGCAGAGGAGGCACAGGACACGCGUGUGCCUACCUAUCUCAACAACAUCAAGCCAAGUUUGCUGGCCAUGCCGACCCUGCUCUCCGCGAGGUCCCGCGGCAGCGACGGUGGGGCUGGCGGAAACCGCGCGUGCUACGGCAUCGCAGCGUGCGCGGUGGCGCUGCUCCUGUUCUGCGCGCUGGCCGUCUCCGUCAGCGUCUGGAUGGCGUUCACGUUCGGCGGGCUGGCCCUGGUCGCCUUCGGCGUCGCCGGCUGCCUCGCACGGGGGCCCAGCAGCGACGGCGCGAGCGCCGAGAGCGAGGCCGCGGAUGCACAUGCAGCAGCGGUGGCCGCACCGAGGACGCGGCGCCGGUUCGGCGGCCUGCCGAAGGCCGCGGUCAAUGCGCUGCCGACCUUCGCCUACGAGCUUAUUAGCCUUGGAGGCGCCGGCGACCUCGAGUCCGGGACGAAGGCGGGCGGCGAGAUGUGCUCCGUGUGCCUCGAGGACGUCCAGGCUGGCGAGAUGGUGCGGCAGCUGCCGCCGUGCAAGCACCUGUUCCACGUCGAGUGCAUCGACAUGUGGCUGCACUCGCACCCGACUUGCCCCGUGUGCCGGUGCAGCCUCUUGCCGCCACCGCGGAGGGUUGGUGCCAAAGCGGCUCCCGCGCCGACAGCUGACGCUAGGGAACCGCCGGCUGACGAAGCCCUGCCACCAGUGUAGGUGUCUGUGUUUCGCCAUACCAUUCUGGAGACGGCACAAGAAUCUCUGCACGUACAGCACACAUAACCACUUUGCACGUCAUGGAUUGACAAUUAGUAGAAACGCAACUCUCGCAAAAAAAAAGUAGAAAUAUAACUAUUUUUAUUCUUUUUCCCGAUAGUUGUGGACGUUAAUUACUGUCUAUACAACAAUGUUCCACAAUACAUGUACAACACCGACUAAAGAGGUAUGUAUAAUGUAUAAAGAUUGACA